Molecule: messenger RNA, 2688 nt
Organism: Malus domestica (apple)
Lineage: Eukaryota; Viridiplantae; Streptophyta; Magnoliopsida; Rosales; Rosaceae
Product: pentatricopeptide repeat-containing protein At2g38420, mitochondrial
Molecular function (GO): protein binding
Source: RefSeq, a predicted model, not a curated record
AUUCCAGCCCGUUAAUAUGCCCAAAAUACUACAUGUCGUUUUUGGUCGUCGUGUUCCCUGCAAGAAGCUGCAGAAACCGAUAUAUCCCAACGAGUAUUUCCCACCUGAAACAAACAGAUGAACCCAAACAAUCCGAGUUUCAAAUCGAAUAAAAAAUGGUGAGAGCAUCUGCACUAAAACCCAGUAGCAAAUUCUUCCUGAGAAAGCACAGGAAAUGGCCGGUCUCGCCGUACAACACCAGAUGGCAACAAAUCUUCAACCAAAACCAAGCCUUCCAAAGCCUCAAAAAAUCAUUGCCGCCACCCUGCCACCUUCUUCCGACGCUCAACUCCUUUAAAACCUACAACGUCGACCCAACCCCGGAAGCCUACCACUUUGUCCUCAAAACCCUCACCAAAACCUCCCAGUUCGACCACAUCGUUCCGGUUCUCUGCCAGCUCGAAAAAGUCGAAAAGUUCGACACGCCGGAGCACAUUUUUUCCCAUCUAAUCUGUUUUUAUGGCCGUUGGAGCAGAACCCAGGACGCAAUUGAUCUGUUUUACAGAAUUCCCAAGUUCAGGUGUGUCCCUUCUGCUCACUCUCUCAAUGCAUUGUUGUAUGUGCUUUGUGGGUCCUGUGAAGGUCUUAAAUUGGUUCCCGAGAUUUUGCUCAGGAGCCACGUAAUGGGCAUCCGGCUCGAAGAAUCGAGUUUUUGGAUUUUGGUCAGUGCUUUGUGUGGAAUUGGGAAGGUUGGAUAUGCUAUUGAGAUUAUGAAUUGUAUGAUGAAUAAUGGUUAUGGUUUGAAUGUGAAGAUUUGCGGUUUGAUAUUGUUAUCAUUGUGUGAACAAAAGGAUUCAGAGUGUGUUGAUGUUAUGGGGUUUAUGGGAGAAAUGCAGAUACUUGGGUUUUGUCCUGGGAUGAUGGACUAUUCCAAUGUGAUUAGGGUUAUGGUGAAACAGGGGAGGGGUUUGGAUGCCUUGAAUGUGUUGGUUAAGAUGAAGGAGGAAGGAAUUAAGCCUGACAUUGUUUGUUAUACCAUGGUCUUACAUGGCUUUAUCGCGGAAGGGGAUUUCAAGAAGGCGGAUCAGGUUUUUGAUGAGCUGCUUGUGUUGGGUUUGGUUCCGGAUGUUUAUACCUACAAUGUGUAUAUAAGUGGUUUGUGUAAGCAGAAUAAAGUUCAAUCGGGAUUGAUGAUGAUUACUUCUAUGGAAGAGUUGGGGUGCAAGCCUAAUUUGAUUACUUAUAACAUCUUGCUGAAGGCAAUUUGUAACAGUGGGGAGCUUAGGAGGGCUAGAAAUCUUAUGCGUGAGAUGACGUUAAACGGUGUUGGGGUAAACUUGCAGACUUAUAGGAUUAUGCUGGAUGGUCUGUUUGGCAAAGGAGACAUUGAGGAAGCUUGUGUCUUUAUGGAAGAAAUGUUAGAUAAGGUUAUUGUUCAUUUUUGUUCCUCAUUCGAUAAGGUGAUUUAUGGGUUGUGCCAAAGGGGUUUGGUUUGUAAAGCAAUGGAAUUGCUGAAGAAAAUGGUUGCCAAGAACGUUGCUCCCAGAUCAAAGGCUUGGGAAGCACUGCUCCUUAGCUCAGGAUCUGAACCCAGCUUAGAGGAGACUACUUGGACGGGUUUGGUGGAGCCAAUAGUAGCACUUCCAUAGGUGAUGGCGCACUGACUUGGAUCACCAGUAAACAGUGCAUCUGAUGUUUAUACUUACCAGGUAUAUUUAAAUUGCAAGUCCCUCGGAGUAGCAAAAAAGUAAGAGUAAAAAAGAUGCAAGGGAAAAAACAAAGUAGACAAAUCCCAUCGUCAAAGGGCAUUGUCUAUCAUGGUUUGUGCAAUCAGAACAAUAUGGAGGCAUGAUUAAACAUGAUUUCGUGUCUGGAGAGCUGGGGUGCAAGCCUAAUUCGUUUACUUAUAACAUCUUGGUAAAGGCAUUAUGCAAAAACGGGGAGCUUAGUAGAGCAAGAGAGUUAGGGUUAUGUUGGAUGGUCUAUUGUGCAAAGGAGAUGUUGAUGAAGCUUGUGUCUUUGUGGAAGCAAUGUUAGAUAAGGUUCUCAUUCGUUUUUGUUCCUCAUUCAGUGAGGUAAUUUACGGGUUGUGGCCAAGGGGUUUGGUUUGUAAAGCAAUGGAAUUGCUGAAGAAAAUGGUUGACAAGAACGUUGCUCCCAGAGAAAAGGCUCGGGAAGCACUGCUUCUUAGCUCAGGAUCCAAACCCGAUUUGAAAGAGACUAUUUGGACUGGUUUGGUGGGGCCAAUUAUAGCACUUUAUAGCACUAACAGAGGACCAGUAAGUUGUGCAUCUCUUUGUUAUACAUUUACCAUUAGUUGUUUGUACCAUAUAGAAUCCACAGCGACAGUUGAUUGACUUCACCAGCACAAUGCAAGGCUGAAGCAUAAGUUAGCUGCAUCCAUGUGCAUCAGAUUCCUUUACUUCUAAUCUUUUGCUUAAGAGAGGCAACCGAGCCUGGCACGUCGUGCUGUACUUGUGCCGGUCUUUUGUCCAUUUCUUCGUCCGAGAAUGUUUGGCAUAAAACUGUAUAUGCAUUUGUACCAACCUAGAAUCUUCUGUCGUACUUGCUAUGCUGGUGUACUCUUGUUCUUGGUUUUUUCUUUACCAGAAGCAUUACCUUUGAGUUGAUACCUUUCUUUUACAUAUUAGAUGAUGACAAUUUCUGCAAAAGAGCAAUGAAAUUAUUCUUUUAAACUCUUCAAAAUUA